Glossina fuscipes is the source of this 939-nucleotide messenger RNA. Its product is annotated as chromobox protein homolog 1-like. The record is from RefSeq and is a predicted model, not a curated record. Gene Ontology annotation, cellular component: pericentric heterochromatin; nucleus. The coding region runs from base 73 to 591 and encodes 172 amino acids. NCBI's taxonomy places the organism in Eukaryota, Metazoa, Arthropoda, Insecta, Diptera, Glossinidae. The transcript has a single exon. Gene Ontology annotation, biological process: chromatin organization; negative regulation of transcription by RNA polymerase II. Gene Ontology annotation, molecular function: chromatin binding.
CGUUGACAUAUACAAGUUGUGUUCUUAACUCAUAGCCGAGUUAAACAAUCUAACAAAAAAGAAGAAAUUAUAAUGGAUAAUGAAGGAGAUGGUGCUGCCGAAUACUCUGUUGAGCGUAUUGAAGACAAACGUAUAAUGAAUGGGAAGACUGAGUAUUUUUUAAAAUGGAAGGGUUAUCCUCGCAGUGAAAAUACAUGGGAGCCCGUCGAAAAUCUCGAUUGCCCAGAUUUAAUAGCGGCUUUUGAGGAGUCUUUAAAAAGCAAAAAAGAGGCUAAGAAGCGCCCUUCGACGACACCUAGUAAUGAGGCGAAGUCCAAGCGGAAGGCAGGUGAGGACGAAAAGGAUAAUAAAAAGACUAUGGGUUUCGAUCGCGGCUUGGAACCAUCGAAGAUCUUAGGCGCAACUGAUUCCUCGGGUGAAUUGAUGUUCCUUAUGAAAUGGAAAGGCAGUGACGAGGCCGACUUGGUGCCUGCAAAACAAGCCAACAUCAAGUGCCCUCAAGUUGUCAUACAAUUUUAUGAAGAGCGGCUGACCUGGCAUACUCCAGAUGAUGAUAAAAACACUGGUGGAAAAGAAAAUAGUGCUGAUUAAAGAAGAAGAAAUGUAAUUGAAUAAAUUUAGUUAUUUAAGAGUUUUUUUUUUAAGAUUGAAAGCGUUAAAAACGUAAUGUCAUAUAUUCAACUUCAGCAUUGCAUCAAAACUUUUUACAAAGUCCACCCAUCUUCUAAUUUCCAUCUUAUGAACAAUGGAUUUGAAAAAUAUCGAUGCCGUUUUGUUCUCAGUGUACUAAAUACUUUAAAUUUAUUUGUUUUAUUACAGUAUUUCUUUUUUUUUUUUAUUUUACAUAAAAAGAAUCUUGCAAAGUAUAUUCGUAAGACUUGAAGAGAAAAAGGGAAGUUUGUCAAAUAAAAAAGAUAAAAAUUACAGAACUUCAAAAAA